Staurois parvus is the source of this 357-nucleotide messenger RNA. The record is from the annotation of a GenBank genome assembly. Lineage: Eukaryota; Metazoa; Chordata; Amphibia; Anura; Ranidae.
UGCAGCUCCGGGAGCACGCAGCGCUUUGAUUGGUUGUUCACUGUGUCCCUCGGACACAGUGGAUCACCAAUCGACGGAAAGAGCCGAAGAUGUCAGCUUGGUCAUGUGAUCAGCUGUGUCCAAUCACAGCUGAUCACAUGGGACAUGUACACUGAUCAUCAGGACACUGAUGAUCAGUGUGCCCUGAUGAUCAGUGUAGCCCCAGCAGUGCCACCUGUCAGUGCCCAUCAAUGCCAGCUAUCAUUGCCCAUCAAUGCCACCUGCCAGUGCCCAUCAGUGCCACAUCAAUGCCACAUAUCAGUGCCUACCAGUGCCCAUCUGAGCUGCCUUUCAGUGUCACCUAUCAGUGCCAGUCAG